Molecule: messenger RNA, 9852 nt
Organism: Astyanax mexicanus (Mexican tetra)
Lineage: Eukaryota; Metazoa; Chordata; Actinopteri; Characiformes; Acestrorhamphidae
Gene: entrep3
Product: family with sequence similarity 189 member B
Exons: 14
Coding region: 1193-3385 (730 amino acids)
Cellular component (GO): membrane
Source: RefSeq, a predicted model, not a curated record
GGUCGCUAAGCAACGCAGCCCUUCCGCAGCAUCCGCUCGCGAGCGUACAGUGCCGCAUCGCUCGCGAGUCCGCGGCCAAGGGUUUGUUUUAUCCGCGGUUCGGGUUAUUUGGCGGCGCGGCGGAGCGACGAGAAUAGGGAAGAAGAAGAGGAGGAUGAUGAUGAAGAUGAGGAUAACUGAAGAACAGAGAGGAUGAUGAUGAAGAUGAGGAUGACUGAAGAACAGAAGCGCGCGAGUUGUAACUCGGAGCGUGAGUAACGGGAGUGCGCGCUCACGUUCGGCGAUGACGUAGGGGGAUGUUGUGGGGGGCGCAGGCGCUCACCGCGGAUGCCUGCACGUUAACGGGACGGUACGGGACGGGACGGCAGUGCGCGUGACUGCGGGGAGGAGAGGAUAGAGGGAAAGGCGGUUAGCUGUUUAUUUUUUAAAAAUUAAUUUGAAAUUUAAACGUUUCACUAUUUAAAUUCAGAAUAUAACGGUCGUUUUAACGGUUGGCCGAGUGUAACGGCUCAUUUUAAACGGUGUUGCUUAUUUUCUCACGUUAUGUGUGUGUGUGCGUGAGUGUAUGUUUGUGUGUGUGAGAGAGAGUUUAAGUAUUUGCGACUUCAUGAGGACUCCACAAGCCACUGGAAAGGACCUAACCUAGCUAUUUGUAGCACCUGAAGGAGGACCGUUGGUUCGUCAAGCUGGACCCGGGAGUGAAGCGGAGCCGCCGGGCUCGAGUAUCCGAGAGGCCCGGAGGCGGUUGGGGGUGGGGUGCGGUAGGGUGGGGGGCGCUGCAUCUCCGGCCACUGCAGUGGCUCUGGGAUGGGGAGGGAAGGAGGGAGGCCAGUACAUCGCUGUGGGGCGACGGAAUACACCUAACCUAGGUUAGCUAACUGAGCUAGCUUUCCUCUGAGAGGAAAAAAAAUGGAGAAAUGGUGUUUUUACGCUCCCAGCUGUUAGUUCGUUAGUUAGCAUUAGCUAUUAGCACCCUCAUUCCCUUGCCUUCACCUUAAAACAGCAUCCUAUAGCUAGCUAAAUAACAGCUUCAACAUUAGCUCGGUUAGCUAUAGUUAACUAGUUAGCUAACAGCUAAUUCCUCAGUCGACCCCCAUUUAGCUUAACUAGCUAUAACAGAAAGUUAGCCAAAGUUCCUCCCAACCAAACCAAACCACAACCCACCCCCCCACCCCCCCAUCACCCAUCCAGCAUGCCCUCCCCAUCAGACUCCAGCAGCGUGGUGUCGGUCUCCGGGUCGCGGGGUUUCUCCGGGAGUCGCCGCGUGCUCUCCGGGAGGUCGAGCGCGCGCGUGCUGCUGUACCUGGGCCUCUGUCACCUGGCGCUCGGAGGCAUGGUCCUCGCCUUCAGCUUCACGAGCCUGGCGUUCACCUCCUCGCCCCGCGUCAGGCAGUCCUUCCCAUUCUGGGCCGGGUUGUUCGUGCUGGCCUCAGGAAUAGUAGGAGUGAUCUCUUGGAGAAGACCCUUCACACUGGUGGUAUCGCUGUUCAUGCUGCUGUCUGCGGUGUGUGUGAUUCUCAGUCUGGCUGGCUCCAUGCUGUCCUGUCAGAACGCCCAGAUGGUCAAAUCUUACCUCAACUGCCGGUUGGAGAACGGUCUGUGUUUAUGUUGUGGCCAGCAGCAGACGUGCUCUUUAUCAGAGGAUGAGACGUUAGUUCUGUACCUUCAUGCAGACUGCGAUAAAGUACGGCAUCAGCUAAAGGAUCUGCUGUUUAGUGCCUGUGGGCUCAGCAUCCUCUCCACCAUCAUCUGCACUCUGUCAACUGUUACCUGCAGCAUCCAUAUCUUCUCCCUGGACCUGCUGCAUAUGCUGGCUCCUCACCGCACACGCUCAGUCAACCCAGAAUGCACCACUCCUCAGGACGCCUUUCUCACAAACAUUAUGGACUUCGAAGAGUUUGUUCCUCCCAUCCCCCCACCUCCCUACUAUCCCCCAGAAUACACCUGCAGCUCUGAGACUGAUGCUCAGAGUAUCACAUAUAAUGGAUCGAUGGAGAGUCCAGUUCCGCUGUACCCUACAGAUUGCCCUCCUCCAUAUGAGGCAGUAAUGGGGCAAAGGGCACCCAGCCAGGCCACAGUGUUCGACUCUCACGCUGGUGAGCUGUCCGCUGAGAGAGGAACCUCAACAGCUUUCAGUGGUGAAGUGUCGAUGGAUAGUGGCUCUCUGUUGAUGUCUGAGAUUGUGGAUAUUCCAGAUGACAGUUCGCCCUCGGAGGAGUCCUGCCUGCUGGAGGUGAGGGUAGGGGUGCGUUCUCGGACGCGAGGGGCCAGCGAGGGAGGGGAGGGGGGAGAGUAUGUCAGCUUCCGCUACCCCACCCCGCAUCCAGAAGGGACAGCCAUUCCCCCUCCGACCCACCGCUGUUUCAGAGGAGAGAGAUCCAACUCCUGCUCUUCUCCCAGCACCUACAAUACCUCCACCUACAGAUCUCCAGUUAUGAGACGGCAGGCUCUGUUGGCCAGUAGUUGUUCACAGUUAGAGAUGGUGACCGGUGCUGCCUCCCAGCGCUGCUCUGUUCCUGAAGUCAGAGUGUGUCCCUGCCCCCCAUGCAGAAAAGGUUCCUCAUCUGAAGCCACCAGUCCACGCAAUUCUGCCUCCUCAGCUGCUCCUCAGGAUCAGCAGAGCAGCACAGCUCCGGUGUUCCACUCGGGAACGUGUUUUCAUCAGCGGGUUGGGCGGGACAGAAGGGACAGUGACUCUGUCCUCCUUCUCGCGAGGUCUCACAGUGAACCAGGACUGUCCUCCACUGACACAGGCGAUUUCAGCGGCUCAGUAGGCAGCAAAGGAGUGGGUGAGGGUGGCUCCUAUACCUCAUCUGACACAGGUCGAUCAGAGGCUUGCUUGCUGCAGCGAUCCCCUCUAGCUACCCACGGUUCUUUACCCAGAAAGGGCAGCCUGAAAGCUGCCACAGAACAACUGCCCUCCAAACAGCCCCCAGGCAGUCCUCUGCGCGUCCCCAAGGACUGCACUCGUUCUUUGGGAGAUCUUAAGGUGACCAGAGUGCUGGUGCAGCGUUUUCUGCAGAGAUCGAAACGAAACUUAGCCCCUGCUCCAGAGCAUGUGGUGAACUGUAGUCAAGUACCUAAACGGAGAGCUGGAGUAGAGGGAAGCCUUCCGCUUGAUCAGGUACUACGUACUUCUUGGGGUUCCAGCAGGGGGCAGCAGUAUCAACAGCCCGCCCCCCACCACCACCGGCGUGUCCACUACCACUCCCAUAGCGAAAGUCGCCACAACAGCCGCCGCCGAGAUUACGGGCCCGUCAGGGGGGAGGGCAUCCACCUGCGCAGCUGUGGAGACCUGAGCUCAACCUCUGCUAUAUCACUGCGCAGGCUUCACCCAGCUCCACACGGAUCAUCCGGAGCUCUCCAUUCAGAGUCCGCCCUCUGAGAAGGGGAGGGGCUUGUUUUAAACACAGUGGAGAGAAAAGAGAGAGAGGUUGUUGACCUCAAGGAAGACCUUGAGAAGAUGCCACUAUAUGAUCCAUUCUGACCUCAGCCAUCUCCGCUAACAGUGCACAGAGAGAGACUGAGCACCACAGGGUCAUUUCACUUAAACAUUUAAAAAAAUAAUUCACUACCAGACUUCUCAGAAGAGAAGAAAAGGUAAGAAAAGUUCCUACUGGAUGUUCUCGAGGUCCAGAAGGACUCUGAGCACCUCACUGGACUGUGCUUUGGGUAAAGCACUGGACCUGUCUCUCAGCCUUACUCAAACUCUUUCUCUCUAUCUGUCUGUCUGUCUGUCUGACUGACUAUCUGAUCAUCCAUCCAGACAGUCCUUAACCCUGUACAUGUGCACACACACUCACUCAGUUUCUGGUAAACUGGAGACAGAGAGUACGAGGACACCUCUCAGACAGUGCUUCCGCUCAAACACAAAGCCUUUCAUGGUAAAUUUCAUACACACAUGUUGACAUUUAUUAUAGUUGACAGGAUUGGACCAUUUUUACUGGUUUGGAUCUGGAGAUUUCCAGUUAAAAGAGUGUGAAUAUUAUUAAAGGGUCAUGCCUAGGCCUGUCACGAUAAUUAUUUUUUAUUGUACUAUACACUGUCUCAGAAAUCAAUGCAAUAUAUUAUAUUAAUAUUGUUGUAAUUUUAAGUACAUUUAAUGGCACUAAUAAAAUGAUAAUGUCCUAAUAUUGCAAUUACAACUACACACAUUGUAAUUGGAAUUAUUCUCAAUAAUCUCAUGGAAUAUUUCAAGUAAAUAAAAUAUAAAUAAAAUAAAAACAAAAAAAUCGAUACAUACUGGCAUUCACAUUAAUAGGGGUGACAUGAUGCAUCGCAGGAACAGAAGAUUCCACAUGGAAUGAAAAUCUCGUGCAGUUGUAGUUGCAUUGUUGAAACACCAGAGGAACCAGAGAAUUCCUCUAGUGCAGACCGGAGAGCCAGUGGGCGUAAGCAAAGGCCGGAGGAUAUGUCAGUCAUUGUAGGCUGAAGCCAAUCACACAACUUGAUAAACUCACUGCAAGUUUAACAUUAGCCACAUCAGACACCCAGCAAAUGUUAAUAAAGUGGAGUGAAAUAAGAUAUUUUAAUUUAAAAUGAUAUGAAAUGAAUUAAACUAAAUAAAAAAGUCAUCAUAAAAUGGAAAUACUUCAUUAACAAUUCAUGAAAAAUUUAAAUUUACUUCCCUGUUCACCACUAUUCAGAUUAGACGUCCUAUAUACAUUGAUACUUUCUCUCUAUAUCACUUUAAAAAAAUGUGAUUAAAAAAAUUAAAACAGCAGUUUGAGGAGUUUGUUUAAAACAGUAUGUAUAAUACUUUAUAAUAAAUAAUAGUACUUAUUCAAAUAUUUAUACAUGGAGCAAUUAUAUAAUAUGCAUUUGUCAUUGUAUAUAUAGUACAGAAAUAAUUAUAUAUUUAUUUUUCUAGUUUUUUUUCCCAUUUUCUCCCCAAUUUACACAGCCAGUUACCCAAGUCAGACUGAAGUCAGUCAGUUUUCUAACUGCUGCUGAUGCAGCAUUGCUGAGUAGCAUCACAGAGCGCUAACGCUCGGAGGAAAGCGCAGCGACUCGGUUAUGAUACAUAUGGUUCAGCUCACAGAUGCCUUGUGCUGAUCCACAUCACCCUAGGAGUGAUGAGGGGAAAGAGCACCAUCUACUGUACCCACCCAGAGAGAGCAUGACCAACUGUGCUCUCUCUCAGGGCUCUGGUAGCCAAUGACAAGCUGAAUGAACAGGAUUCGAACAGGCGAUCUUCUGAUCAAGGUGGCAGUGCUUAGAAAAAAAGUAUUUUUAAAGUAUGUGUUUAUUAUGUGUUCCAAAUAUCCAGGAAUAAAAAUUGAAUUGUAAAUCCAAAAUCGUGAAUCAAAUCGAAUCAUGAGCAGAGUGCAUCGUUACACCCCUAGACAUUAAUCAUUUAUCAUUAAUGUGCUCUUCUAAACACAAAAUUUAUUGAGGUCAUGUCCAUUUAUUAUACCAGUCGAUAAUUAUAGUGUAAUUAUCGUGACAGGCCUAGCCAUCCCACCAUAACACACGGCUUCUCCACCCCCAACUGGGCUUCAGCGUACACUGUCCUACAGACUAAGUGACAUUACCGUUGAUUUGCAUUACACAGCACUUUUUGGGUUCUUAGGCACUUUAUCUUCAAUCUACAAGCAGCCAGAAUGUAGACCACAGUUGUUUUUCCUCAAAGCCACUAAACACCUCAUCAUAAAGAUAACUUACAGAGGUUGGAGAAUGAAACUGAAACACCUGGUUUUAGACCACAAUAAUGUAUUGUGGUGACGGACAGUUCUGGGGGGAACAGGAGAGUUGAGGUGCACAUUGAAUUCUGCGUGAUUUGAUCAGCCGUGGUUUUAUGUUUUUUUUUUUGAUACAAUCCGGGUUAGCACCCGAACAUCCCUUUCAGACAGCUUCCUCUUACAGCGUCCACAGUUAAUCCUGUUGGAUGUGGUUGGUCCUUCUUGGUGGUAUCUCGCUGACAUUACCCUGGAUACCGUGGCUCUUGAUGUAUCACAAAGACUUGUUGUCUUGGUCACAGAUGCUCCAGCAAGACGUGCACCAACAAUUUGUCCUCUUUUGAACUCUGGUAUGUCACUCAUAAUGUUGUGUGCAUUGAAGUAUUUAGAGCAGAACUGUGCUCUUACCCUGCUAAUUGAACCAACCUUCACACUCUACUCUUACUGGUGCAAUGUGUAAUUAAUGGCCAAAAAUAUUGGCCACCAGGCUGCUCUAAUUUAGCCAUGAAACCUAAAAUAUCACACUAAAAUGAUGACAGGUGUUUCAGUUUCAUUGUUCAACCCUUGUAUCUUCAACCACAUGCACAAGCCCUUAUUUACGUCUGCCAUUCUGCACCUCAAUCCAGGUGAACUGCAAUAGCUUUAUUUGUUCAAGUGCAUGUUUCUUUCUACAACCUCUUCUACGGUUGGAUUAGCGUUCAUUUGCAUCUUGCAAUCACAUUUGUGUUCAAUAUUGAGCUCAUUCUUGGGCCGUGCACCGAUUUUUAGCCCAAAAUAUGCCUCUGCAUGCGUGGAAAAAAGGCUUGUGUCCUUUCUUUGUCUUUUGUGUGCGCACAUGCUGCACCAAUUUGUGGCCCCCGCGCCUCAGCAUGAAAUGUGUUUUGAAGUGUGUUUGAAAGAAAUUAAUACGUGAAGAAAAAGCUCUGGCAAUAAAAACACUCACACUCAAUGCAUUCUUAAGCUAUGAGAAGAUCUACGGUUGAUUUUAUCCUAAUAUUUAGCUGCGUUUCGUGGCUUAGGCUGCAGACGAGGUAGGGUGGGUCAUUGGUGGGACUUUCCUUGAAAGACUUUUCUUUGUAGUUUUUCUCAUCUACUGAAACAGCGGUGCAAAACUUUUGAGGGAACCUUUGGGAGAAAAUACAGCCUGUUGCAUUGUGCAUCUUGCUUGUUUUUCUCUCUUUUUGUAGUGCUGUUUUUGCCCUGUUGAUUAUGUGCAGAAAACUGUGGAUAAGAAGACAAGAGCCUGGAACCUACAGACCCAAGACAUUUCUCCAAAUAUAAGCUGUAUACGGCUGCACAAUAUAUAAUUGCAGCUAGGGGUAGACAGUAUCCACUUUUUUCAUACUGUUUUGAACCAUAAACCAUUACCACGGUAUAGGGCAGGGGUGUCCAAACUUUUUUGUUGGGGGCCAGAAGGAGAAAUAUAUUUGAAGUCACGGGCCACAGACUCUGUAAUAAAACAAAUAAUGAAAUAUACCACUUUAAAUAAUACUUUUUUCCUGAUUAUUUCAUCUACACACCAUCUUUGACAGUGUCGUGUAAACUAAGAUUUUUCAAAUUGAUGUUUCAUUUCAUGAUGUCUCUUAAUAAUUAACUCCUUAAUUACGGCAACUUUUAGACUCUUUGGCCCGAUUUUCUGCGCUAGAAAUGCGCACCCUCUCCGCUUUUCGACUCAUUGGCCCGUUUUUCUGCCCUAGAAAUGCGCACUCUCUCCGCUUUUAGAAUCUUUGGCCUGUUUUUCUGCACUAGAAAUGCGCACUCUCUCCGCUUUUAGACUCUUUGCCCCGUUUUUCUUCGCUAGAAAUGCGCACUCUCUCCGCUUUUAGACUCUUUGGUCUAAUUUUCUGCGCUAGAAAUGUGCACCCGCUCCGCUUUUAGACUCUUUUGCCCGUUUUUCUGCGCUAGAAAUGCGCACUCUCUCCGCUUUUAGACUCUUUGGCCCGUUUCUGACACCUAGCGUUCAAACUUUGAAUUUCAAUUAUAAAAACUUGCUUAACAGUGGGCAAACUUUCAUUCUAUUUCUAAAAUACCUCGCGGGUCGCUCCAAAAAAGGAAACGGGCCGCAAAUGACCCGCGGGCCGUAGUUUGGACACCCCUGGUAUAGGGUAUUACCAGUCAUGCUUUUCUUAUUUUCCAUGCCCACCAUAUACAAUUUUAUCUGCCCAAAAUUCAAUACACAGAGGGCAUUUUUAAAUUGCUGUAUUUUUUUAAUAUCACUGUAUUUGUCCUUUUUUUCCUAAUUUUAUCCAGCGUUAAGGCUCCAUUUCCCAGCUGUUGCUUUGGAACAACCCUUUAUGACAAAGCACCCCCCUCCUCUACUGCAGCCUAGGCUUUAGAUCGCAGCUUGUAUCUUCCAUAUGUGUAGCAUCUUGUCAGGUUAAGAAGACAGAUAAAAAGUUCCAAACGUUUUGUUGUAGAACCUAAAAGCAAAUGGUUCUGGAAAGGUUUUAAAGUGAUUGUUUGAGACAAGACAGUUGCUGGAGAUUAGCUAGCUAGUUUAAUAUCCUAAAGAUACACUCUUAAAAACAGUUCUAGGGUUCUUUUUUUGCUAUCGAACCAAAGCCAAGUCACAAGAACCAGUUUAAUAUGGUUAAAUGAUACUUCAAAUACUGAAAUAUUGGAAAAUUGAAGGUUCUUUAUAGAACAUUUUAAUAAUACACUGCCUGGUCAAAAAAAGUCACAAGAUUUAUUUCAAUCCAGUGUUGCAUUAAUUUUUCUCCAAGCUCUUGCAGCAGCAUUGAUGAUGGUAGAGUCUGACCACUGCACAAAGCAGCUCUUCUCCAUCCAGCACAUCCCAAAGAUUCUCAAUGAGGUUAAGAUCUGGACUCUGUGGUGAACUCUCUCUCAAUCCAUGUGGGAAAAUGAUAAAUAAUGAUCUCAUGCUUCCUGAACCCUGAACUCUUUCACAAUUCCAGCCCCAUGAAUCCUGACAUUGUUAUCUUGGAAUAUGGCUGUGCCAUCAGGGAAGAAAAAAUAAAUCCGUUGAUCCAGGAAUAAGCUGGUCUAUAUUCAGUAUAUUCAGGUAGAGUCAGCUGACCUCAUUCUUUCAGCACAUACUGUUGCUGAACCUAAACCUGCAGACCAACUGCAGCAUCAACCAACCAACCCCACAUCAUUUACUUAUUUAAAUCCAGGUGGAGAUUUUUUUUUGGCCAGGCAGUGUGGUUACAGUAUGUAUGUCUACAAACAUUUUUCCACAAAUCAGUGAAAAAAAAAAGUUUUUAUUAUAUAUGUAGAAACCCAAUUUAGUUUAUUGGACUUCAACUACACUCUUAAAAAGGGGUUCUUACAGGGUUCUUUACUGUAAAACUACGGCGAAUCAGAGAACCAGUUGAGUGAAUAAUUGUUUUAUUAUUUUUUUGGCUGGGUAAAUUGUUCUUAAAUAUAUAUUAAUAUAUAUAACCUUUAAAGAAACUCUUUUAAUUUCCUUUUCUAAUUUCUCACUUUUCAGUUUAAAAAGGAGAUCUCUACAUUUUCUAUAUACAUUUUGAGUGCUUAAUUGGGACAGUUUCAAAUGGAAGUAAUAAGUGAUAGAUAAGAACUAGUUUUUAAUAGAUCACUAGACCUGGUGGAGCUAGUAAGGAAUCACAAGUUUACUGUAAAGUCUGUAAACUUAAUAUUGGCAUCUUAAAAUAUCUGAAAUUAUAUUUUCCAUUACCUUUAGAUACCCUGCUUUGACCCUGUACCUAAAAUCACUUCCCAAAUCGGGAAUCAAUUUGAAAGAAAUUCUGUUUCGGUUAUUUAACAGUAUAGCACAAAAAGUGUUGCACAGUUGUUGAAUAGCCCUGUUGAGUACUAUACAGAACCCCUUUUCUUAGAGUGUAGUGUUCAGGAAACCAAGCUAAAGGGUUAACCGCAGUAGGUACGUAUAUUUCCUUUUGAUACCAAUAAAGCGUUUUAAUUUGAUGUAAAUAUUUUGGACUUUCAAUUCACUGACACACUUAUAUUAAAAUAAGAGAGUUAAAAUGUGAAAUAUCGAGCACUGAAACCACUUGAAAAGAAGCUUCAAGACUUACCUCCUGCAUUGCACUCUCACAGCAGCGGAAUGGAAGGACGUUCAUGGAUCUUGUAAUAUAUUGUUGAUCUGGGAAUAUAAAAAAAAAUACAAUUCAAAAGCAAUUCAAACUCAAUAAACUUUUAAUGCAAGCCUGUAAUAAAAACAUGCUGAAUAUUU